Molecule: messenger RNA, 1365 nt
Organism: Nematolebias whitei (Rio pearlfish)
Lineage: Eukaryota; Metazoa; Chordata; Actinopteri; Cyprinodontiformes; Rivulidae
Product: interferon-induced protein 44-like
Exons: 7
Coding region: 28-1365 (445 amino acids)
Source: RefSeq, a predicted model, not a curated record
UCUUUGGACUCAGACCAAAUAUCCAGUAUGGACCCCAAACUGACCAGGAACCAGCAAAAAGAAAUCUGCUCUCACCUGGGAAGUGUGAAACUCAAGCUGCUCUACAAAUCCACUUUCCACGGUUUUACUGGCGCUGCUUUCCACCAGCGUUGUGACAACCUCUGUCCCACUGUGUCUGUGGGCUACAAUAUCUCUGGUUUUGUGUUUGGAGGCUACACCAGACAACCUUUUAGUCAGACUGGACAGUUUAUGAAUGAUGACCAGGCCUUUCUUUUCACCUUCACUGAAGGAAAACUUGGGAAAUAUCCAGUUGUUAAUGCUCAAAACGCCAUCAAAAUGAUACCCAACUGUGGUCCUCAUUUUGGAGCAAACCUGAUUCUUCUCAAUGGAAGCACACCAGUGGUUUACAGUAAUCCACAAGGUGUUUACAACUUCAACGCUGCAGAAAUGCAUGGAAAUGACCUGAACCUGAUAGAGUGUGAAGUCUACCAGGUGGAGGAGGUCACUGUGUUUGAGAAGCCAUGGCGGGAAAUAGUCUGGGAAACUCAGAAAAGGAAUGAUCUGAUGGAGAGCAUUAAAACCUACAAACCCAUAGUCAGUUCUGUGUCCCAGGCUCGGGUUUUAAUGAUUGGACCGGUCGGAGCUGGAAAGUCCAGCUUCUUUAACUCCAUCAACUCCAUCUUCAAAGGCCACGUCACCAGCCAGGCCAUAUCUGGCAGCUCCACCACCAGCCUCACCACACAGUUUCGAACUUAUUCCCUGAAAGCUGGACGUGAAGGCAAACCUCUGCCAAUCAUCCUGUGUGAUACCAUGGGACUGGAGGAAGGCAAAGGGGCGGGGCUUGACAUAGACGACAUCAGCAGCAUCCUUCGAGGCCACCUGCCUGACCGUUACAUGUUCAACCCUGCUGCUCCUCUGCAGUCAGAAGCUUGCAGCUAUCAGAAGUCUCCAGGUCUCAAGGACAAGAUCCACUGUGUGGUUUAUAUCCUUGAUGCCUGCAAGGUCUCCAUUAUGCCCAAAAUGCUGGAGGAAAAGCUGGAAGCUAUCCGCAAAAAAGUCAACUUGAUGGGGAUUCCUCAGCUGGUUGUGCUGACUAAGGUGGAUGAAGCCUGCCCCCUGGUGAAAGAAGAUCUGAGAAAUAUUUAUCGCAGUAUCUACAUUAAGAAGAUGAUGCAGGAAGCCUGUGAUUGUCUCGGCGUGCCUCUGUCCUGCGUGGUUCCAGUGAAGAACUACAUCGAAGAGCUGGAGCUGGACCCGAGCUAUGACAUCCUGCUGCUCAGCGCUCUCAUCCAGAUACUUCGAUUUGUUGACAGUUUCUUUGAUGACAUCAGUGACACUUUGAGCAACACUCAAGUGACAAAAUAA